Cimex lectularius (bed bug) is the source of this 1881-nucleotide messenger RNA. RefSeq names its product proton-coupled amino acid transporter 4. Gene Ontology annotation, cellular component: vacuolar membrane. The transcript has 10 exons. The record is from RefSeq and is a predicted model, not a curated record. Bases 182 to 1747 code for a protein of 521 amino acids. Gene Ontology annotation, biological process: amino acid transmembrane transport. Gene Ontology annotation, molecular function: amino acid transmembrane transporter activity. NCBI's taxonomy places the organism in Eukaryota, Metazoa, Arthropoda, Insecta, Hemiptera, Cimicidae.
UGUUACACAUUUGAUGAGUUGAGUUUUAUUGCAGAUGUUUAUAGUUUAAAUUAGUAUUAUUAGUAUUUCACAUCAAAAUCAGAAAUGUAAAGUGUAGUUGAUUUUAAACAAAAACAGUUCUUCUCAUUUGUACAAUUUGUCUAAAUUUACUUUGUAUUAAGAAUACACAGAAACUUUAAAAAUGUCGUCAAAACCCAAACAGGGUGUUAUAAAAGACAUCAUGGACAAGGCAAAAGCAGAGCAGAAGGCAAAAUUCGACCACUCAAAGUCUAUGGAAAAGAAAGACAGAAAUAGGAGUUUUAGUGAAAAUGUAAAAUCAUCCCUUGUACCGUUAUCUGAUUUACACAGGAAUUCUAUUUCUGAAAGUGAAAUAAAAACUGUCUCGUCUCGAUAUGGAGACUCGAUAAUGUCUAUUAGAUCAGUUACACAUCCGACAUCCUACUUGGAAACAACGAUCCACGUGUUGAAAGGAAAUGUCGGAGCAGGCCUGCUAGCGAUGGGAGAUGUUCUUAAGAACAGUGGGAUUUUAUUUGGUCCUAUCUUGUUGAUCACUAUGGGAAUCAUUUGCACAUACUGCAUUCAUCUUCUGCUGGUUUGUGCGAAUAAAUGCGCAAUCAAAUGGCGACUGCCGGUAGACCCAACUUUUGCAGAGACUAUUGAACUCAGCUUCAAACUAGGACCAAAGAUAUUUAAGCGAACGAGCCGGCUUGCAAAAAGUCUCCUCGUUUGUUCUUUGAUUGGGACACAACUAGGGUUUUGCUCAGUGUAUUACCUCAUUAUCGGAAAGGCUGUUGGUCGAUAUUUUCAACUUGCGGGAAUUAAUUACGACAUAAGAAUAUAUUUGAGCGUGAUCUACCCAGUGAUAUUGGCAAUGGUUCUUAUAAGAAGUCUGAAGUUUCUAGCACCACUGUCUCUUAUUGCAAACAUUUUUAUACUCUUAGCGGUCACAAUGGUAUUGAUCGUAGCUUGCCAAGACUUGCCUAACAUAACAGAGCGCGAGGUUCUCAGACCAGUAGAAAGGUGGCCGUUUGCUUUUGGAACAAUUAUUUUCGCCUACGAAGGUAUCAACCUAGUUAUUCCAUUGAGGAAUGAAAUGAAAAAACCAUCAACAUUUCAAACAUUAUUUGGAGUUUUAAAUGUAUCGAUGACAUUGGUAAUUCUGCUCUACACCACUUUUGGACUAAUAAGUUAUUGGAAAUAUGGGAAUGACAUUUUGGGUAAUGUAUCUACAAAUCUUCCUGAAGGGCACUGGACUACAUUGAUAUCAGACGGCUCACUAUCUGUGGCGCUACUUUUUUCUUAUCCAUUACAAUUUCAUGUAGCAUUUAAAGUAAUAUAUGAACUCCUAGUUGAAAAAUUGGGUGCUUGGGUAGAGACCGGGAAAAGGAUACUGAUUUUAGAAAUACUAGUACGUUUCUUCUUGGUAACAUUAACAUGCCUCUUUGCAAUGUUUAUUCCACACUUGUCUCUUGUUAUAUCAUUGGUUGGGGCCAUGUGCAGUUCGUGGCUUGCAAUUUUACUUCCUGUUUUGGCACAUAUAUCACUGUACUCACCCUGGAGUAAAAACCAUAAAGAGAAUAACGUCAUUAGGGGCUCAUACAUUUGUAAACUGUGGUUUGGAUUAUUCAUAAAUAUAAUCUGCUUAUUUGUCGGCAUUGCUGGCUUCAUCUUGGGAACUUAUGUGGCAACUGUAGACCUGAUAUCGAAGAUAAAUGAAGACUAUAUUGCUCGCCCACCCCAUGUUUAACAAAAAGGCACAUUCAAAACAAUUUGGUUUUACCUUACUCUCAUUUGUUCCACUUCAAGUAACAUGCACUCAUCGAAAAUACACUAAAUUACAAAAUUGAAUUAUAACGUCAAUUAAAUUACAUGCUUAUUAAA